AUGACAAGAAAGCGUAGGACCUCUCAUACGAGUCAAGGAAGUGCCGGUUCCACAACAAGCGGCUCAAAUGACAUCUACCUGUCAACAAGGACGAGAAAAUCAAUUAGCAAGUCAAGACGCUCAUCCGCUGUGGAUGAGAAACCACCUUCCAGGCGAACUAGCAUGGGCACUACCAUUAGCUUGUUAUCACUACCCUCAUUCAAUGAGCAAUUAAGUGCUGCACAAGUAGCAAAUGCGCUCGAUGUUCAUGCAAUGUACAAAGUCAAAGUGGACAGAUCAAGCCGCAAGUUGGAAUACUUUUUUGGUGAACCAACGCCUGUUGAUGUCUGUGUCAGUGAAAUCAACAAAGAGGGCCUUAAGGCUAUGCUUGAAUCAAAAGUGCCUCUUUGCUACUUUUUGUAUCAUUUGCUAGGCGAAUUUAGCUCUGAGAACUUGUUUUUCUUUCUGGAAGUGGAGCAAUUUGAAAAUUACAAGAAGAAAUCCUCAAGGAAAUACAAAGAGAUGGCUCGACGCAUUUAUGACACCUACAUAUUGAAUGAUUCGCACUUGGAGAUCAAUCUAGAUGACAGAGUCAAGCGUCAAAUCGUGGAUCAAAUGAACGCUGAAAAUGACCAAAUUUGCCCCUCCAUCUUUGCUGAAGCACAAACUUCUGCAUACAUCAUGCUAGAAUCUAGUUUUACUAAAUUUUUGCGUACUUCUGUAUACGAAGACAUGGUUAAAAAUUGCGGCUUCCUGAAUAUUCAUUACGACAAGAUAGUUACAAGCAAUGCAUUGUGCUACUUGACACAGUACCUCCGCCAUCAGCAAGAUAUCGUGGUUAUGCAUAGUAGAGAUCAAGGUCCUUUAGGCGAUAGCUUUACUGAAAUGAACGUUAAACACUAUGAUCUCACAAGAGCUGUAGUAAAUGGAUUCAUUAAGGAUCUAUUUGGUAUCGAUUAUUUUGGUUCAUCCUCAUCCUCAUCAUCAGUGUCUUCCAGUUCAUCGUCGACCUCAACGAAACUGGAACAUCUCCCAUCCAAAAAACUCGCAAAGCGAAGAUCAUCUGUCAAAAUAAGAGAAAAUGGAAGACGAGUCUCAAUGUAA
Messenger RNA from Mucor velutinosus, 1083 nucleotides. RefSeq lists its product as uncharacterized. Lineage: Eukaryota; Fungi; Mucoromycota; Mucoromycetes; Mucorales; Mucoraceae. The coding region runs from base 1 to 1083 and encodes 360 amino acids. The record is from RefSeq and is a predicted model, not a curated record. The transcript is spliced from 2 exons.